CACUGCCUGUGACAUCACUCCUGAAGCUCAAACCCCACGCUAAGCUCCCUUCAUUAGUCAGUCUGUUGGUCUGUCUCCUUUUCUAGAUCUACAGACCUUUGCACACCGGAGCAUGCUGCUCUGAGAAGAAGAGCUGUGGAAAUCAGAAGCACGGGGAAAGAAAGAAAAGAGGAUACAGAGAAAGAAACAAAGAAAAAAACAAAAGACAAUCUACAAUAUGAAAUUCAUCUCAGCUUGUUACUUGCUGCCUCUUUUCCCUGUUCUAGUUUUCAGCACUAGACACGGCUAUGAAGAACUGGAAAGACAACUGAAAGACGUCUUUAAGGAAAGGAGCAAUAUCCUCCGUCAACUGUCGAAGACCUCAAAAGAACUUGAAAGAAUUAAAGUAAACCUGCAGUCUUUGAAAAAUGAUGAGGCAUCUGCCAAAAGUGAUGUGCAGAAACUUCUGGAGUUAGGCCAAAAGCAAAGGGAAGAAAUGAAAUCUCUCCAGGAGGCCUUUCAAAAGCAGCUUAAUGAGGCAGCUGAGAAAGCAGAAAAACAGCAGGCUACUAUUAACUUUCUGAAAUCUGAAAUGGAAAGGAAGAGCAAAAUGAUCAGAGAUCUCCAGAAUGAGAACAAAAGCCUGAAAAACAAACUCCUGUCGGGAAACAAGCUUUGUGGUAUUCAUGCAGAAGAGUCAAAAAAGAUCCAAGCCCAGCUGAAGGAGUUUCGCUAUGGGAAAAAGGAUUUGAUUUUUAAGGCCCAACAGCUCACAGACCUGGAGCAAAAGUUAGCAAUUGCAAAAGACAAGCUGGAAAAAGCCGCCCUUGACAAAGAGUCACAGCUGAAAGCUCUGAAGGAGACUGUACAACUUUGCCUGUCUUCCGUUCUGCACAAUCAACCGCCCGCUACGAAUAUAAUCUCUUCAAAACCAACUGAGAAGCUGACAUCACAAGUUACAAAUGGCUCAAAAUUUCCAUUUCAAGUGACAAACACCAAGUUGUCUUCCAGGAAGAGGGAGAUCUUAUCAUUCAAGAACUCAGUGUUAUGCAAUGGUAUUUACUGUGUGAAGCAAGAAGACUCCUAUAGGACAAUUGGAAUUUCAAGUUUACACAACUCUACUAUUACCCCUCAUCGUUCAGAUAGCAAAAUGCCUCAGCAGAUAAGGAGACCCUUCAUGUUGCCUCAACAAAGGAAGCAAAUCAAAGUGUCCAGGAGUGCGAAUCACAAGAUGUUGGCAAGACUUGUUUGGGGAAGCACAAUAAUUCAACAUCUCCUCACCUCAAGGUGGCAGAAACAGAUCCUAGCUUUCAGAAGUUGCACAGCCCUCCAUGGAUUCAACCUGAAGCUAAAAAAUCAGCAGAGACAAAUGAGAAGAAGCAUGAAGAGUCAGAUAAAACAGAAGAACAAGCACUGUAAACAUUACUAAACUAUGUUAACAAUGUCCUUCAUUUGCUAUUGUAUUCAUAUUGUUUUUAGUCCAGAAGCAUGAUAAUGUAUCAAGUUUCUAAAGCAUGCGACUUUUUCACUAUUUUAUGAAUGUUUGUAAAUUAGUCUAGUUUCUGAAAUAGACCAAUUAGUAUCUCUCAGCAAUAAUCCAACAGAAAUGGAUGUUUGAAGAUAUGUUUUGUAAUACAGUCCAGUUUGAAAUAUUAUUCUGCCCUGAUCAGUAACUUGCUUAUUAUAAAUAAGUCUGUUUUGUAAAGAA
Caretta caretta (loggerhead turtle) is the source of this 1687-nucleotide messenger RNA. RefSeq names its product leucine zipper protein 2 (gene LUZP2). NCBI's taxonomy places the organism in Eukaryota, Metazoa, Chordata, Testudines, Cheloniidae. The record is from RefSeq and is a predicted model, not a curated record.